Messenger RNA from Papaver somniferum (opium poppy), 932 nucleotides. Its product is annotated as B3 domain-containing protein Os01g0723500-like. NCBI's taxonomy places the organism in Eukaryota, Viridiplantae, Streptophyta, Magnoliopsida, Ranunculales, Papaveraceae. Bases 9 to 752 code for a protein of 247 amino acids. Gene Ontology annotation, molecular function: DNA binding. The record is from RefSeq and is a predicted model, not a curated record. The transcript is spliced from 4 exons.
CAGAAAAGAUGGUGAAGAAGACGAGAAAAACAACAAGUUCCAAGUCAUCUUCAUCAGUAACUAGAAGAGUUCCUGAGUUCUUCAAGAUCUUUUUCUCCCCUCGAAGCUUCCACAAAAUGAAAGUCCCUAUAGAGUUCUUGGAACAAUUAACAUGUGAAAUUCCUGAAAUAUUUUCAUUACGUGGUCAAAGUGGAAAAGUUUGGAGUGUACGCUUACUUGAGAUGGGUGAUGGCUAUUACUUUGAAAACGGAUGGCAAGACUUUGUGAUUGAUAACUUCAUGAGCGAUCAAGACAUUUGUGUUUUUAAAUAUGUUAAUGAUUUUCGGUUACAAGUGCAAAUAUUUGAGCAAAAUGGAUGUGAAAAAGAAUCUGCUUUUGAAGCCAAUUGCAGUCAAGCAUCUUCUCCAAGACGCUGGCGGAAAAAGGCAGCGAAGAAUCAAGAUGAAAGACUAGGAGGACGUUUAAUGUCACGAAGACGUGACAUCACAGUGGAAGAAGAAAAUAUGGCAUGGAAUGCAGCACUUGGGUUUGUCUCUAGAAAUCCCUAUACAGUGAUCACUAUGCGAAAUUCCCAUGUUUAUACUGGAUACUGUCUGCCAUUGCCACGCUCAUUCUGCAAUGAGCAUCUUCCUGAUCGCAGUCAAGAUAUGACUUUGAGGGAUCCUCGUAGAGAAGUGUGGGACUCCAAUCAUAAGACUGAUCUGAAACUUCCUAAUCUAGGGGAGCAGCAUCAUCUACACUUUGCUUGCUAACGUUCCCAUCAUGCCUGGGGCUAUUGCCCCCACCGAGCACCUACUUAUUCUUCUUCUUCUUCUUCUUCUUCUUCUUCUUCUUCUUCUUCUUCUUCUUCUUCUUCUUCUUCUUCUUCUUCUUCUUCUUCUUCUUCUUCUUCUUCUUCCACUGUAUCUCGUGAUCUUCUUAAUUUGAUCUCA